GGGCGGACGCCGGGCGCAGGGAGCAGAGCAGAGGGGAGCGCCGCGCACCCCGUCGCGCCCCGGUGCACGUCCAGCCCUCCGCACAUGCAGCGCAGCCUCUCGCCGAUUGUAUGGUCCAGGCCUCGAUGAGGAGCCCAAAUAUGGAGACGUUCAAACAGCAGAAGGUGGAGGACUUUUAUGACAUCGGAGAGGAGCUGGGCAGUGGCCAGUUUGCCAUCGUGAAGAAGUGCCGGGAGAAGAGCACGGGGCUGGAGUAUGCAGCUAAGUUCAUCAAGAAGAGGCAGAGCCGGGCCAGCCGUCGGGGCGUGUGCCGGGAGGAAAUCGAGCGGGAGGUGAGCAUCCUGCGGCAGGUGCUGCACCCCAACAUCAUCACGCUGCACGACGUCUAUGAGAACCGCACCGACGUGGUGCUCAUCCUUGAGCUAGUGUCCGGAGGAGAACUGUUUGAUUUCCUGGCCCAGAAGGAGUCGUUAAGUGAGGAGGAAGCCACCAGCUUCAUUAAGCAGAUCCUGGAUGGGGUGAAUUACCUUCACACAAAGAAAAUUGCUCACUUUGAUCUCAAGCCAGAAAACAUCAUGUUGUUAGACAAGAAUAUCCCCAUUCCACACAUCAAGCUGAUUGACUUUGGCCUGGCUCAUGAAAUAGAAGAUGGAGUUGAAUUUAAAAACAUUUUUGGGACUCCUGAAUUUGUUGCUCCAGAAAUCGUGAACUAUGAGCCACUGGGACUGGAGGCUGACAUGUGGAGCAUUGGAGUCAUCACCUACAUCCUUCUAAGUGGAGCGUCCCCCUUCCUGGGAGACACAAAACAAGAAACCCUGGCAAAUAUCACUGCUGUGAGUUACGACUUUGAUGAGGAAUUCUUCAGCCAGACAAGCGAGCUGGCCAAGGACUUCAUUCGGAAGCUUCUUGUGAAAGAGACCCGGAAACGGCUUACCAUCCAAGAGGCUCUCAGACAUCCCUGGAUCACGCCGGUGGACACCCAGCAAGCUAUGGUGCGCAGAGAGUCCGUGGUCAACCUGGAGAAUUUUAAGAAGCAGUAUGUCCGCAGGAGGUGGAAGCUGUCCUUCAGCAUUGUCUCCUUGUGCAACCACCUCACUCGCUCCCUGAUGAAGAAGGUCCAUUUGAGGACAAGCGAGGACCUGAGGAACUGUGAGAGUGACACAGAGGAGAACAUCGCCAGGAGGAAAGCCCUUCACCCCCGGAGAAGGAGCAGUACCUCCUAACUGGCCCAGCUUGCAGUGGCUGCCAGGGAGGUCCAAGUUCCUGCGGCCCUGCUGUGCAAGCUCCCGGACCCUGCUUGACACCAGGAUCCAGACAUUCUUUGUUCCUGAGCACUUUGCAAGAGAGAGGAGUCUGCAGGACUCAGAACUUUCCGGAGACCCUGGGAGUUGUGGCUGUCUCCCGGUGGGGAGCCUCCAGCAUUCCUCUGGCUUGUAGUUCUCCAGAAAACUGGCUUUCAUCUGUCUGCUAACCUCAGAAGCUGGGAUUGGGUGUGGACCUAGGAAAUGGAUCUCAAGGAGUAUCGUUGUUUUUUUUUUUGUUGUUGUUGUUUUUGUUUUUUUUUUUAACCACAGGUUAAAGGUCAGAUUUAGGCAGCUUUCCUCACAGAGCCUACCCUGUCAAGCUCGUGAGUGAAGACUCUCUAGAGGGAGGGACCAAUCCUGUGACUUACCAGAAUCCAUAAGGAGUCAGGCUGUCUAACGUCAGACUGUGUCUGCCAGCCUCUUGCCAGCCCACUGUGUUGUAGGUUUUUCCUUGUUUUUAUUAUUAAACUUCUUGUUUAUCUAA
Molecule: messenger RNA, 1788 nt
Organism: Mus caroli (Ryukyu mouse)
Lineage: Eukaryota; Metazoa; Chordata; Mammalia; Rodentia; Muridae
Gene: Dapk2
Product: death associated protein kinase 2
Biological process (GO): protein phosphorylation; intracellular signal transduction; positive regulation of apoptotic process
Cellular component (GO): nucleus; cytoplasm
Molecular function (GO): ATP binding; protein serine/threonine kinase activity
Source: RefSeq, a predicted model, not a curated record